Messenger RNA from Kockovaella imperatae, 2277 nucleotides. RefSeq names its product putative DNA helicase. Bases 1 to 2277 code for a protein of 758 amino acids. Gene Ontology annotation, molecular function: ATP hydrolysis activity; 5'-3' DNA helicase activity; RNA binding. The record is from RefSeq and is a predicted model, not a curated record. The transcript is spliced from 14 exons. Lineage: Eukaryota; Fungi; Basidiomycota; Tremellomycetes; Tremellales; Cuniculitremaceae.
AUGACAGCUGCGGUACUCAUCCCCAGUCCACCAAGCACAUCGCUCUUGACGGCUUUCAUCACCCGUCAUCAACAUCUGCUGGCCUUGGAGCGAGCAGCGGAAGAGGAGCAGACUCGACUAUUGAAUUCGAACUGUAGUCCAAAGCUCCUGGAACAACGAGGUUUAGCCUUGGGCAGUCUCGGUGUAGCCAGUAUCAGCGUGGGCCUCGGGGGGAAACAUCUCGUUGAGCUUUGCAGACCGCUGGCUUACCACACAGAUGUCAACCUACCGCCUCACACUUUCAGAAACGGUGACCCCGUCCGGAUUGAAACACAUGUAUCGAAUCAAGGUAAAGGCAAGAAGAAGAAAGAAGAGGAUGAAGACCAAGCUGUCGAGGGCAUAGUCUACCGAGUAUCACAGGAGAAGAUUGUAGUCGCUGUGGAUGGAGCGAAAGAGGUCGAUCUUCCUGAACGUCUGAGACUGUUGAAGCUCGCCAAUACAGUCACAUUCGAUAGGAUGGACAAGACUAUGCUGCGUUUGUCCAAAGCCAUCAUUCCUGAUUCUUCGGUGCCCACGCCCGAUACUCCAAAUCUCUCCUUGAUCGAGGUUUUACUCGGUAUCGAAACGCCAAGAUGGCUCAACUCGGUCCCUGAAACAAUAUCUUCCAAGGAAGCUGGCUCGCCAUCGAACGAUGUACAAUGGCUCGGUACUGCUCUCAACGAUAGUCAGAAAGAGGCGAUUGAGUUUUGCCUCAAGGCGCAAGAUCUGGCUUGUAUCCACGGACCGCCAGGCACUGGCAAGACGCAUACGCUCAUUGAACUCAUAUGUCAAUUGCUCCUCCGACCGGCCGCUUCCAACACCCUUCAACCCCCUCGUAUCCUGGUCACAACACCGUCCAACUUGGCUCUUGAUAACCUCUUGCUCAGGCUACACGCUUUGUCAAAGACAGAGCCGUACGCCUCAAUCUUCCCCUCUGGGUCUAUCUUACGCCUCGGUCAUCCGACGCGCGUGCACAAGGAUCUGAUCCGCGAGACGCUCGAUUGGCGUUCUGUGAAUGGAGAUGAGGGUCAGCUGGUGGAUGAUGUGGGCAAAGACAUACAGGGUCACUUGGGCGACUUGGCAAAGAAGAAGGGUGAGAAGGGGAGCGUGAAGGGAAAGGAGAGAGGGAAGAAAUGGGAGGAAGUGAGGAUACUUCGGAAAGAAUAUCGACAGCGAGAAGCGAAAGUAGUCACGAACGUCGUGAAGGCCGCUAAAGUGGUCCUCGCUACGUGCCACAGUGCCGGCUCUAGACAACUGAGCAACAUGAUGUUCGAUGUCUGUAUCGUUGACGAAGCCACUCAAGCCGUAGAGGCUGUCUGCUGGGUCCCGAUUCUCAAAUCGAAGAAACUUAUCCUAGCUGGUGAUCCGCAGCAGCUCCCUCCGACCAUCAUGAGCAAAGCGGAUGCCGUCAAAUCGGCCUACAAGGAUAAAACCGCAGAACCAUCGAUGGAGGGUCUGUCUUUGGACACCUCAGGGAAUCGGCAGGACCCAGUGUCAGGAGAAGAGGUUACCAAUGAUUAUCCGGGCAAAACAAAAGUUACAUCGCUCAUACCUCCACGCACUCUCGAAACAACUCUCUUCCAGCGCUUAGAAUCUAUCUACGGACCUGGCAUCAAGCGUGUUCUGCAAGUCCAGUACCGUAUGAACGCUUCGAUCGCCUCCUUCCCAUCGGCAACGCUGUACGAAAACAACCUCGUCUCCGCGCCUUCCGUCGCUUCUCACCGUCUCCUCGACCUCCCUUCAAUCCUGGAUAGGACUAACGAGGAUGCCAAGGAGACGCUGGAACCGCCAGUCGUCUUUUUUGAUACCGCCGGAUGUGAAUUCUACGAGCGGAGUGAGGGAGAGGAAGGGGACAAGAGUACAGGCGAGGGGAGCAAGAGCAAUGAGAACGAAGCGGAGAUAGUUGUCAAGUGGGCUCGAAAGUUGAUCGACCUCGGCGUCACGCCUUCUGAGAUCGCUGUCGUCACUCCAUAUCAAGCUCAAGUAUCUCUGAUCUCUUCUCUGCUGCACGGAGACUUUCCGGAUAUGACCAUUGGCUCGGCUAUCAUCCUCACGUUAGUUCGUUCGAACAACACCGGUCAGGUUGGUUUCCUUUCAGAAUACCGGCGCUUGAAUGUGGCCAUGACAAGAGCAAAGAGGCAGCUCUGCGUCGUUGGCGACUCGUCGACAGUGGGCAAAGGCAGCAAGUAUCUCAAAAACUGGAUGGAUUGGCUGGAAAACAACGCCGAUGUGCGGUAUGCUGGCGAUGAGACGAUAUGA